Molecule: messenger RNA, 1161 nt
Organism: Tricharina praecox
Lineage: Eukaryota; Fungi; Ascomycota; Pezizomycetes; Pezizales; Pyronemataceae
Exons: 5
Coding region: 35-967 (310 amino acids)
Source: RefSeq, a predicted model, not a curated record
CACACCAUCAAUCCUAUCAACCACAACUAUCAGAAUGGACUUCAGCGACAACCCCGACCCACUCCCAGCACACACUGGUGACAGUGAAGACAUCUGGGGCUAUCUCGCAUCUUCCUCCGCCGUUGAUCUGGAUUUCAUGAGCCACAACUUGUCAACUCCCACCAGCAUGGCCGAGCUUCAACAGCAUAUUCGCUAUUGGCAAGAUCUUGCGAACCCUGAAGCUUUCGGUGAUACUAAGGAAUCCCGAUCUGUGCUUCCGAGCGAGCGGGAGAAAGCAAUUGCUGAGAUAAUCGACGUUCUGCAAGCAAUGGCCACUGUUCCGCCUCAAGGCGAAGAGGAGCAGCGUCUGAGAGAUGUAUUCACACACUUCGAGAGUACGAUGAACGAGAUGAACUAUCCAUCACUCUUCUUCCGUCUUGCGGACGAGGGACCAAUUGCAAACUUCGAUUCGGUGCCAUCUUCACACAAACUUGUGAACGCGGACAUGUCCGGAUACUACUCUCGACUAGAAGAUAUCGAGACGCCCAUUGGGUUCAAUCUGAUGGAGCUAGACCGGGAACUGGAACUCUUUUUUGGAUUCGAUUGCAGCAGUCCCCUCAGUAAAACCAGCUGUUCUCCCAGAUCCUCACGAUCCAAAUCGUCAUCUCCCUGUGACGGCAAAACCGACGAUCAUGAGGAUCUUUCUUCGUCGUCGAAUGGGGGCGAUUACACUUGCUCCGAGAAGUCGUGCCGCCAAAGCUUCAAGCGGGCCAACGCAUUGCAGAGACACGUUGCAUCGAUACAUGAACGGAGGGGACAGAAGUGCCCCUUCUGCCCCAACGGAAAGAGGGCAUUCAACCGGAGCGAUAAUUUCCAGAGGCAUGUUACCGGUCGGCACAAGAGUAUCCAGGCUGAUAAUACGAAGCUGCAAGCCUGCCUGCAGAGGUUAUAUCAAGGGAAUGGAAGGCGCACGUCAUGGAAAAAAUGAUGUUUCCGUAUAUUUAUGCGCAAUUUGUAUGGUUAAUUUGGAAUGAUUUUGUAUGGUCUUUUGAGGUUUUUGGCGUUAUUUUGGGGGGAUUUCCGUCGAUUUAUUCUGUUUUUGGGCGGCGUAUCUAUCUUUUUUUGAAUAUAUGGAAACGUUUAUUGCCCAUCUCUUGCCCACUGGUAAUCUCGGGGAAGGAG